Messenger RNA from Olea europaea var. sylvestris, 1125 nucleotides. Its product is annotated as zinc finger MYM-type protein 1-like. The transcript is spliced from 3 exons. Lineage: Eukaryota; Viridiplantae; Streptophyta; Magnoliopsida; Lamiales; Oleaceae. The record is from RefSeq and is a predicted model, not a curated record. The coding region runs from base 1 to 1125 and encodes 374 amino acids.
AUGGACAUGAUCCUUUUCUUUUGUUGCAAGUUGUUUAAAACACCCAAAAAUGUUAUCAGAGUUGGCCAACUUGGUAACGAUAGAUUCAAAGAUUGGCAUAAUUUGCAUCGGUCUAUUAAAAGUCAUGAAGGAAAUGAAGAGCAUAUAUGUUGCAUGACUAGUUGGUUUGAAUUGGAAAAUAGGCUUCGAACAAAAACUAGAAUUGAUAAAGGCGUUGAAUUGUUGAUCGAUGCGGAAAGAGACCAUUGGAGGCAUGUUUUAACAAGGAUAAUCUCUAUUGUAAAAAGACUCGUCAAAAACACAUUUCCAUUUCGAGGAGAUGAUGAGAAGCUAAAUGUUGAGAACAAUGGUCUGUUUUUACAAAUGGUGGAAAUGGUUAGUGAAUUUGAUCCAAUAAUGAAAGAGCACCUUCGGCGGGCUAAUGCAAAAGAGAUUCAAUACACGUAUCUUGGCCAAAAAAAAAUCCAAAAUGAGUUGAUACAGUUGUUGGCUAAUGAGGUGAGAAGUGCAAUUGUCAAGAAAGUUAAACAUGCAAAAUAUUUUGCAAUUAUACUUGAUUGUACUCCAGAUGCAAGUCAGGAGGAGCAGAUGUCGUUAAUAGUACGAUUUGUAGAUGAUUCGGCAAACUUACCUACAGUUGAAGAAUAUUGGCUUGAAUUUUUUAAGGUAGAUGACACUACGGGACUUGGACUUACAACCGAGCUUCAAAAGGCUUUGAUCAAACUCGAUCUGGAUAUUGAUGACAUUAGAGGGCAAUGGUUGUUGCAUGCAGUUAAUAUUGUGAGUAAAUUUCUUCAAACUAAAUCCAUGGAUAUUGAUCAUGCUAUCGACCUAUUGCAAGGACUUGUUUCAUUUCUUGAAGAUAAUAGAGAAAUUGGAUUUGCCAUUGCCAUGGAUGAAUCGAUAAAAAAGGCAAACGAAAUGAGAAUUGAAGCUGUAUUUACAGAAAAACGCAUAAUUCGAAGAAAAAAGCAAUUUGAUGAAAACUGUAGUAAUGAGGCAAAGCAAACAGUAGAAGAAUCAUUUAGAGUUGAGAAGAAAAGUCAAAAGAUAGGGCAUCGGAAGUUGAUGCUUGAUGACGACGAACUUUCGCUAUUCUUCUACUUUCCAGAACCUCGUCACUAG